UGCAUAUUAUUUAUGUUUCCCAGAAUCGGUCAGCCGGUGCGGUAUUGUGUAAGCGUGUAUGUUAUGAUUAAACUACAACAGCAAGCAAAAAGAAAACUUAAAAUGAAACUGAACUGAGCUUCAAACUCUAAGAAGACCUAGGCGUUGCGUGGGACGCACAGGGUGACAGAACUGUUUCUAAUCUUCUCAAAAAUGGCGUCAAAGCGAGCUUAGUGGGCCGGCUCAGCAAGGGGUUAAAACAGUAGGGUCCUUGCAGCACAGCCAUAGUGAGUUUAUGUGGGCGACGUCACAGCUGCAACCUCUUGUACUAUUGCAGCCUCUUUGGAACCUAGAUUUUUAGAAUCUAGAGUAGUCUACCCUGGAACAAGAUGGCAGCGCCCAGUGAGACGAAAGUUGAGAGUGAGAAACUAGAUAAUAAAGAAGCAUCUCAAAAGAAAGGAUCGAUCACAGAUGAAGAAGACUUCGGUUAUUACUUUUACCCCGACAGGGAGGGAAAAAAGAAAACCAAAUCGUUCUUCAACAGAGUGUUUUACCACGAGGAUGUGAACCAUUUCAAGUGCAUAACAAAUGUUAGAUCUUGUAUGCAAAGCAAUCCAAUGGUGAAGCUGAUGGUUGGAGCUCUGGAAAGUCAUGGCUGUCCUGUGAACAUGGAGCGACACGUGUCGUGUGAAACUUGUCUGGAGAAAGUGAGUGGAGGAUUUGAUCCCAAAUCCAUGCAGGUUGUGGUGUGCCAGAACAACGUGAACACAAGAGACGUCUGCUGCAACGUUCUGGCUCAUGAGCUGCUCCACGCCUUUGACUUCUGCCGCGCCAAAGUGGACUUUGAAAAUCUAAGACAUCUUGCCUGCACCGAGAUCCGGGCCGCCAACAUGAACCAUUGUUCUUUAGCAGCAGCAUUUGCCACGGGGGAUAUGACACCGCUAAACAUCAAAGAAAGACAUCAGCUGUGUGUUAAGAACAAAGCUCUCCAGUCCAUCAUGCUGGUUCGGAACGUGUCACAGUUUGACGCCAUGCUGGUGGUGGAUGAGGUUUUCGACAAAUGCUACAACGACACCGAACCAUACGGCCGACGGUGCUUCAAGGACAUGAACCGGGCCAAGAGGGCGCUGGACCAGGGCAGGAACUACUACGACUUUGUUUGACCUCCGUGAAAUGUGUAGGCUAGGUAGGCUGGAUUGAUGAAUGGGUGCCGCAUGCUUGUGAUUGGUGUCUUUGAUGGGGGUGAGAUUCUGUGAGUAGAUUUUGACAGGUGUGAGAUUCUACGUGUAGAUUUUGACUGGGGUGAGAUUCUAUGUGUAGAUUUUGACAGGUGUGAGAUUCUACGUGUAGAUUUUGACUGGGGUGAGAUUCUAUGUGUAGAUCAUGGAGAAAUGAGCGUUUGGAUUGUUUCUUUAUUUAAUUUAAUGAAAUGUUAGGGUUUGUUUUUUUUGUCUUGAUGAAUGGAUACCGCAUGCUUGUGAUUUGAGUCUUAGACAGGGGCGAGAUUCUAUUUGUAGAUUGGAGAAAUGAGCGUUUGGAGUUUGUUUUUAUGUCUUGAUUAGAAUUUGUCCCUUGAGAGAAUAAGGAUGUCAACAGUGUGGUAUUUCAGUGUGCUACCAGGCUGAGUGUGGAACGUUUGGAGCCCAAUUUUCAACUUAUUUGAUAUUGCUUUUGUUGUUGUUGUUGUCCAAACCAAGCCUUUUUGGUGUAUUUAGUUCAGGGAAUUAAAAAAGUGCACUGAAAUUCCUAAUACCGGUACAUGAUUCAAGAUGAAAUUUUUUUAGAUAUGAGAAAAGAGUAUAUUGCUUGUAUGUUAGUACCAGAUCCGUUCUGAUGCCAAAUCUUUCCUCAAUAAAAUGGAUAUGCAGGGGAGUCCACCUAAAGCGAAGUCUUUGGGAACGGAAAAAAGUGUUCACUUUAUCCAAGGUUCAGUUUAACCAUUUUGGUAGGGUGGAGGCUUACAAACAGUAGCUACGUGCAGUUAUGGGUCUUGGGUGGGGUGGGGGAGGAACUCAGCGGACGAGCCAAGACUAGAGCUUUUGCUUUCUGAUUGAGAUUGCUGUCGCCAACGCCGAGCUGGGAUUGUCUGCCAAUGCCCGAGGCAAAGAAUUUUAUUUUCACAGCAUGGCGACAGUGACACGGUAGGUCCGUUCUUCGCUUUCACUCAUUUUGGGCGUUCCCUUUAUCUGAUUUCUCAUGAAACCGGAUCAUUUUAUCCACAAUUUUUUUACUUAAUCAAAAAGCGUUUCAAUCGGGACCACAGAAUAUCGUUCACUUUAACCGAUUGUUCAAAUAAAGCGCGUUCACUUUAGGCGGUCUCCACUGUAUUUGAUAUUGCUUUUUUUUUUUUUUUCAAACAAAGCCUUUUUGGUGCAUCUAAUUUAGGGAAUUAAAAAGUGUACUGAAAUUCCUAAUAACGGUACAUAAUUCAAGAUGAAAUUUUUGCAGAAAUGAGAAAAGAGUAUACUUUUAUGUAAAAACAGAUCCCUUCUGAUGCCAUAUUUUUAUUCAAUAAAAUUGAUAUAUUUGAAAA
Molecule: messenger RNA, 2512 nt
Organism: Aplysia californica (California sea hare)
Lineage: Eukaryota; Metazoa; Mollusca; Gastropoda; Aplysiida; Aplysiidae
Product: mitochondrial inner membrane protease ATP23 homolog
Exons: 6
Coding region: 369-1142 (257 amino acids)
Biological process (GO): mitochondrial proton-transporting ATP synthase complex assembly; mitochondrial protein processing
Cellular component (GO): extrinsic component of mitochondrial inner membrane
Molecular function (GO): metalloendopeptidase activity
Source: RefSeq, a predicted model, not a curated record